Molecule: messenger RNA, 677 nt
Organism: Rhipicephalus microplus (southern cattle tick)
Lineage: Eukaryota; Metazoa; Arthropoda; Arachnida; Ixodida; Ixodidae
Biological process (GO): regulation of transcription by RNA polymerase II
Cellular component (GO): nucleus; transcription regulator complex
Source: RefSeq, a predicted model, not a curated record
GGAGCUGGCGCAGCGUGUCGCGGAGCGUUCAUUGCGUCACAUACGUCUGCCGAAGUCGAUAGCGGAGGUGGUUGCACACGGCGGCUGUGCGCAACGUGUACGUGUACACGAUGUGAUAAAAACGGCAACUUAUCGCGUUGUCGACGCGGUAGAGGGGUAGAGGCUGCGGCGAUCUAGUUCCACCCACGCGCACGCGUAGAACUCGAUCGGGCCGGAGAUCCCGAUCUACCCCAAAUUUGAGCCGCUGAAUUAUGUCGGACCACCCGUUCGCUGUGGAGCUCUGUAAACGUGUUGAGCGCUAUCCGGAAUUAUACGAUAUAUCUCACGAAGGAUUUCACAACGAGAAUGCGCAGCGGCUCGCAUGGAAGGCGAUCGCCAGCGAGCUUGGAGCGCAACCGUCCAAGUGCAAAACGAAAUGGAAGGCCAUAAAACACCAGUUUGUCAAGGCAAGGAAAGACUGUACUACAGCGUGGGAAUUGCGGUCUUCACUGAAGUUUCUGGAUGAAGCAGCAAACAGAAAUUCUCCAGGCAAGAGCCCAAGAAAAAGGGAAAGGAAAGAUGCGACCAAGUCUGCUGGAUCAGAUGGGCAAGUGUGCUUUUUCAACAGCAGCUGCUUUGAGCACCCUCUGAAAGAAGGCACAGUACUAGUAUCUAUACAGUAGUACUAUCUUGACUAA